UAGUAAUUCAUUCAUCAUUGUUGAGAUGGGUGGAGAAUUCGUGUUGAACGUUGGAAUUUUGUAGAUGUGAUAUUGUUUUUAUUUGCGCACUUGUGUUGUACGCGAGGAUGUGUUUAGUUAUUUUUGCAUCGUUCGAUAACUGUAUUGUGUGAUACAAUUGAUACGAAUGUGUUGGGAUUUUUAAUUGUGCAGAUUUGUGUGUGUAGUGGUAAUCAUGCCGGGUCUCAUAGGUAUCGGCGAAUUUAUUGAGGAAACUCGAGAAGACUACAGUUCGCCGACUACAUCGACGUUCGUUUCGCGAAUGCCACAAUGCCGCCAGACAAUCAACGCUUUGGAAGAGACGUUGGAUUUCGACAGAGAUGGCCUGACCAAACUAAAGAAAGCAAUAAAGGCGAUACACAAUUCUGGAAAUGCUCACGUGGACAACGAGAUGUAUCUCUCCCGGGCCCUUGAGCGGCUCGGGGGAAACGCACUCAGCAGGGACUCAGAACCAGACAUCGGCGCCGCCUUCUUCAAGUUUGCAGUGGUCACAAAAGAACUGUCAGCGCUAAUGAAGACCCUGAUGCAAAACAUAAACAACAUUGUGAUGUUCCCGGUUGACAGCGUGUUAAAAGGUGAUCUCAGAGGAGUUAAGGGUGACUUGAAGAGACCCUUCGAUAAAGCAUCCAAAGACUACGAGUCCAAGUACCUGAAGAUUGAGAAAGAGAAGAAGUCCCAAGCGAAGGAGGCGGGCUUGAUCCGAAGUGAAGUGACGCCUGCGGAGAUAGCAGAUGAGAUGGAAAAGGAACGAAGACUGUUUCAGCUUCAAAUGUGUGAGUACCUGAUAAAGUUCAACGAGAUAAAGACGAAGAAGGGGAUCGAGCUGCUUCAGCACUUAGUGGAAUACUACCAUGCGCAGACUAACUACUUUCAAGACGGGCUGAAGACGAUCGAACAUUUCGGCGUCUAUGUAGCUGAUCUGAGCGUGCAGCUGCAGAAGAUCCGACAGCAGCAAGACGACGAAAGGAGGAGGUUAUUGGAGCUGCGGAACAUGUUGAGGGCAGCCGCACCACAAGAUAGAGAGGUAUCAUCAUCAAUAGGCGGCUACUCGCUCCACCAGUUGCAAGGGGACAAACAGCAUGGGGUCACCAGGAGCGGCUAUCUCCUCAAAAAGUCCGAAGGGAAAGUGCGGCGGGUCUGGCAGAAACGGCGGUGCCGCGUCACUGCCGAAGGGUUCCUGGACAUAUUCCAUGCUGACGAGAACAAACCCCCGGCCAGGGUCAACUUGCUCACAUGUCAGAUUAAAGUCGCUGCUGAUGACAAGAGGGCCUUCGAUCUAGUCUCAUACAACCGUACCUACCACUUUCAAGCUGAAGAUGAAAACGAGCAGAGAGCGUGGACAUCAGUCCUCAUCAAUUGCAAGGAGGGAGCCCUAAUGAGGGCUUUCCACCAGCAAGCUGGCGAGAGCAACGAUACGGGUCACUCGCUCCUGGAUCUCCAGAGGUCCAUCAUUAGAGCCGUCAGGUCUAUGCCCGGGAAUCAAGUCUGUGCUGACUGCGGUUCUAGCAACGACCCCACGUGGCUCUCGACGAAUUUCGGCGUGAUCGUUUGCAUAGAAUGCUCCGGUAGUCAUCGGGAGCUAGGCGUCCACAUAUCCAGGAUACAGUCGCUGACGCUGGACCGGCUGAGCACGUCGCAGCUGCUGCUGGCCAGACACAUGGGCAACCAGAUGUUCAACGAGGUCAUGGAGAACACGCUGGAUGACAGGGACAAGCUGACGCCCGAGAGCACCAUGGAGGAGCGGCUAAGGUUCAUCCGUGAGAAGUACGUGUAUCGCGCGUGGGCCGCGCGGACCUGCUGCGACGCCGCCGAGCGCCUGUCUGAAGUGGAACACGCCGUCAACAACGGGCACUUGCAGAAUCUCCUCCAGGCGUACGCUGAGGGCGCCGACCUCGCCGCGCCGCUGCCUUGCUCGGACUGCGGAGAAACUGCUCUCCACCUCGCCAUAUCUCGAGAGCUUGGCGAUGGCUCCUGCCUCCACAUAGUCGAUUUUCUAGUCCAAAACGGCGGUUCAACGCUCCUCGAUAAGACUACGUCCAGUGGCAUGACCGCCUUACAUCUGUGCGCGGCCACGGACAGAACUGAACCUAUGAAGUUGUUGCUCAAAGCCGGGGCCGAUAACACGCUCAAGGAUGGCAGCGGGAGAACCGCUUUGCAAAUUGCCAGGCAGAUGGGACAUCAUGCGUGUCAGGAGUUGUUGGAGAAUGUCGAUAAACGAGAGAAGAGUAUGUUUGAAAACAUAAAUAUAGACUGGAACCUAUCACAUGACGAUGGUUCAACAGAUUUCUCCGACGACGAUACUGUUAUUGACGAGCGGCAAAAUGGUAGCGUAACUCCAGAGAAGAAGUGCCCCCGAUCUCGGCCUCCUUCAUACGCUGGAGGCGCUGUGGUCUGCACCGUAUCCAGCGUGUUAGCCGCCGGGGGUGGGGGCGAACGCUCCGCGGGGGGCGGGGACUCGCCCGUGCUGCGUUCGAGGUCAUCGACCUGCGACUCUCUGCACCAUGCCCCGCCCACACCUACUACGCUGCCUAGGAAGCCUAACGUCUAUAACAUUGGAAGUUUGAAGAAGAGGGCAGCGCCCCUCCCGCCAGCCGUGGCCCUGUCGCACCCGCCGCCACACCCGCGGUCGACGCCGUCGCCGUCCGCCGACAGCGCACGAUCGUUACACGUGGUAGGGGUGGGGGGAGCGGUGGUAAAGCACCGGCCGCAGCAGCCGCCGCCGACGCCGCCGCCCGCGACGCUACACAACGGCGCGCACCGCGACGAGCCCACACCGCCGCCUAGGAAGAAGAAAAAUAGAUUGCACCUGGAAAAGGCGGUCAAAGCGAAACUGAGAAGGGAGUGUUCUAGUCAAGAUUCGUCGCUGGAGUUGUGCGACAUGUCGGAUUCGUGCUUGGAAGACAGUCGACUGCAGUCGGCGCUGUCGUGCGAUAGCUCGCGGUCGCGCGACCGGUCGCGCCGCAGCGACUGUCGGUCGCUAGACGUAUCGGACACUUCGAGCGUGCAUUCGCGGUCACCGUCUGCUUCUAUAACUAUGAUGGGCGGAGUUAGGCGGUGUCGCGCUCUAUACGACUGCUCAGCUGACAACGAGGACGAGCUAUCGUUCCGCGAGGGUGAAGUAAUAGUGGUCAUCAACGAGCGCACAGAAGAUGACAACUGGAUGGAGGGCCAAGUCGAAGGCACGGCCCGCCGCGGAAUGUUCCCUGUCUCUUUCGUACACAUGCUCCCGGACUAAACGGUGACCACACGUCAAUAUUAAGCGUCAAUAAAACUGACCGGCAUGCGAUCGAACGAAGCGAAGUCUCCAUACGAGAGUAAAAUUUAUCCUUAGCAACGUAGGAGUUCUGUAAACGCUGGCUGGUACAGCUUGAUAUGUUAACAAGGCAAAAAAAAUUAGCUCACUGAUGUCACUUAAUCGGGACCGAGUUGACGUUGUACCUAUCACUCCUGUGUUAGAGUGAAUGCAUGUGUUUAUGACGUUGGACUGCAAAUCUCGGAACACUCCGACGUUGCAUAGCCCUGGUGGCAAAAAUCCUCUAUACUCUCAUUAAGUACUAAAAAUCAUUAAAAAAAAGGCAUAUUAUGUACAGUUUAUGCGUAAUCUGAGUGGUGAUCAGAGGUCAAUAUGCAACCAAAUUGUGGUACUUUGUAUGUACCAGUGUUCAAUCAAUAUUCAGUCACUACAGAACAAAGUAAGAGCAUUAUUGAUAGUCUUUUUGAAUUUAAACAUUUAUCUCACAAUGCUGUUCGUAGUAUACUACUUCUUAAAAAGGAUACGAAUUAGAUAUUGUUUGUAAGCCUGAACUGAUUGUAACAGUGUCAUUAGUACUGCGUUACAAAUGCCUUUAAAUUGGCAAAUAUGAUGAAAGUAGUUACUUGUGCUGAAAUAUUUCACGGGAUUGAAUUACACUAGACAUGGUUGGUUCUGUGUUCAAUAUUGCAUCAAUCUCAAUAUAGUUUCUGGAGAAGGAUGGAGAACUUGUCAUGUUUACUCGAUUCUUUUGGCCUAAAGCUUCCGGCUUUCUUUCGAGUGGCCAUGAGCUUAUUUAUAAUAGUGUUUUUAUAAUUCAGUGUUGAUUACAUAUACAGAAGCUUUGCUGUGCAAUUGGUUUGUAAUCUAUGGUCAGUUGUUUAAUACUGUAAUGUUUGAAAUGGACCACACCCACUAGAAAACCCGUUAUCAAACGCAACACUCUUUGUUGCUCUUUGAAACUGUUAUAUAAAGUUAUCCAAUCUUGCUAAAUAUCUUACAGGGCACUUAUCAUUAGGCCUUACAUUCAUAGCGAUAAAAGUUAAAAUGAAACAGUGUAAUAAUUGUUUUUAUACAACAAUUUUAAUACUCAUAAAGUUUUCCAUUCCAAUUUAAAUAAUAUAACGUAUACAGUGUUUGGCAUUUCGGAAUAUAAAUUAGAACUAUUGUUAAAACUAAACAAAAUCUUAAAGUGGGGAAGUGUUGAAUAUUUAGUAUGCAGGCUGCAAGUUAUUAUGACACCAAUAUUGUAAAAUUGUGCCAGUAGCUAGUCCGUCCUGUCGCGGAUUUUUACUUGUAUUUUGAACGUUUUAUUACAUUUCUUAGAAAUGCUUUUUAGAGAUUUGCUCAUCGUUUUCAAAAUUCGUAAAAAAUAUUGAUCUUAGAAAAAAAAGGAAAAAAAUAAUAUAAAAAGCAUGAAUGUGUAGUAUGUAAUAAGGUCUUUUUAACGCUAUACUCUAUCCAAAGCUCUUUUAAUUGUAUUUUAUGUUUCAUUUGUUAUUUUAAUUCAGCAUUCUCAGAGAACCUUUUGAGACCGUCAAUAUUAUGUAAAUGUAAUUACGACAGGUUUUUAUUUUAAGAAAAUUUACCUUCUCUAUAAGAAUUGUAAUUGUAACCUUGUCUAACUGAUCUCUAAUUCAAGUCUAAUUGGACGUUAAUUGUAAAAUAUAAAAUUUAGAAAUGUCGUGUAUUAAGAUGAGAGCGUGAUUUGGAUUGUUGAGACGAAUAUCGUCUAUGUAAAGAAGAAUUAAUCGUACAUUGUGAGGGAUGUAUUGUGAGAAUGUCUGUAAAAUAAGUAUUAGUGUUAACUCGGAUUUUUGUAUACAGCGAACAUGAAAACUGCUCAUAUAAAUUCAAAUUCGUCUGUGUAUGAAUAAUGCUCGCUGUAUCCAAGAAUACCCGAAAAGUAGUCGUAUCUUUCAAAUAAAAUUCAAGUCAAUAUUGCAAAACAUUUAACAUUCAUAAUGUAAAUAAUUAUAAAUCAAAUUCACUAUAAUGUUCAACAAUAUUAUUAUAAAAUAAUCAUAAUAUUGAAAACAAUGUAGGUGUCACAUCAGCAGAAAUAUGUGUAGGAUGUGUUAAUGUUUUGCAUAUUAUUGAUUAACCUAAUAUUAAGAGUAAGUAUAAAAUUUUCUCGACAAAUAAAAAGUAUUAAAAUAUUCACAAGGAGAGUUGCCAUAAACAUUGACGUAGGCAUGUCUAUGGAUAGGCCAGAUAGCGAUUUGCCAAAAAGUAUUGUGAUCAGUAGUAGAAGAAAAGAUAUAUCAGCGACAAACUCUCGGACCAGUGGCUGUUUGUUGUCUAGUUUGUUCUCGUAGUUGAUAUUGAGGUGUCUUAGAUUGUUGGUGCAUGCUGUCUAUAGAGUUUAUAUUCUCAAAGGGAGCCAUGGUCCAGCUUUUAGUCAAAUGGAAUUGUAAAAAACGUUCUUAUUCAUCAAAUUAAAAUACUGCCUGUAUUUUAUCUUCAACUGGCAACUUGACUUGUUUCGUUCCUAGUUCCUUCGUCUUGGACCAAAGAGUUUAUAUUACUGCAACGGAAUUAGACGGAAACCAGCGUGACCUAUGGCCCCCUUUGUGAUGCAGAAACUUUGAAUCUUGUUAUUACAUGAUAAAUUUUAACAUUUUCCAUGUUUAAUAGACAAACUACCAAUAACGUAUGCAAUACUUGUAGUGAUAGCAAUAGUGUUCCUUCUUAUGGAAUUAUCGAACAAUAAUUUAGUGAUGAUUAUUAUACCAUAUGUACAAAUGUGUAUCGUUAUAUCCAACAGAUAUGUAGCCCUCAUUCAGCUAAUCUUCACAUUCCCAACCGUAUAAUUAAGUUGUAUGUAUAUUGAGUUGGAUAAAGGUCCCAUUAUAUUUAUAGGCUGUUACGAUUACAUUUUAAUCCAUUAAGAAGUUACCUGUAUACUGCGCGCGUUGCCAUACAUUAGUGUUAGUCGCUAAUAUUUAAUAUUGCUCACACUUAUCUGCAACAAAUGUUUCAACUAUCUAUUUGCAAUUUCAGUGUACCUCUUACUAAAUAUCCUCACCUACAAGCAAAUGGUUAUAAUUCGUUGAAGUAAAUCCAUAAAUAACAAAAUAUCACGAUAAAUGCAGUUAAUUCUGUUUCCACUAUUGCCAUGCAUAAACUUGCGUGUAACGUUGCGACACAGCUAUGUAAAUAUGAAUAAAUAUUUUAUUAGUAUGCGUAUAUAGAUAGAUAUGUAGGAAAACCUUAAUUUAUUAUUUUGAGGAUGAUUUGUACCAGAAAAGUGAAUAAAAUAAUUUUAUCAGAUUUAAUCACUUUUCUAGUGCAUACAAUAUUUAUUAUUUAAUAUAUUGUGAAAAUUAAUUGUGAUGAGAUAUUUUAAUGCCAUUUUAGCCUGUCAGUAUGUUACUUAUUAAAAGUUGUGUAACCAAAUGAUGCUAAUAGAGUGUAAGAUGUUUUACUAUUCUUUAUGAAGUUGUAGUUGAAAUAGUCUUUUCUAUUGUGUAUUGUAUG
This is a messenger RNA of Ostrinia furnacalis (Asian corn borer), 6769 nucleotides long. It is a transcript of the gene Asap, whose product is annotated as ArfGAP domain of ASAP. Gene Ontology annotation, molecular function: protein binding; GTPase activator activity; sequence-specific DNA binding. NCBI's taxonomy places the organism in Eukaryota, Metazoa, Arthropoda, Insecta, Lepidoptera, Crambidae. Bases 215 to 3274 code for a protein of 1019 amino acids. Gene Ontology annotation, biological process: regulation of DNA-templated transcription; positive regulation of GTPase activity. The record is from RefSeq and is a predicted model, not a curated record. Gene Ontology annotation, cellular component: cytoplasm. The transcript has 17 exons.